Molecule: messenger RNA, 1392 nt
Organism: Peromyscus eremicus (cactus mouse)
Lineage: Eukaryota; Metazoa; Chordata; Mammalia; Rodentia; Cricetidae
Gene: Pdha2
Product: pyruvate dehydrogenase E1 subunit alpha 2
Exons: 1
Coding region: 85-1260 (391 amino acids)
Biological process (GO): pyruvate decarboxylation to acetyl-CoA
Cellular component (GO): intracellular membrane-bounded organelle
Molecular function (GO): pyruvate dehydrogenase (acetyl-transferring) activity
Source: RefSeq, a predicted model, not a curated record
UCUUGCGUCAGAGGAGCUGGGCCGCCAUCUUAAACGCCGCUGAGAGAUCGUUGGAGCCGCUGCCGUUGCGCCUCGUGUUUCUCCAUGAGGAAAAUGCUGACUGCUGUGGUGUCCCACGUGUUUUCGGAAGUGGUCCAGAAGCCAGCUCUCAGAGGGGUGCUGGCCUCCGUUAACUUCUCCAACGACACCACCUGUGAAAUUAAGAAGUGCGACCUGUACCGGUUGGAAGAGGGCCCCCCCACCUCCACCGUGCUCACCAGAGAGGAGGCCCUCAAAUACUACCGGUCCAUGCAGGUGAUUCGGCGCAUGGAGAUGAAGUCUGACCAGAUGUAUAAGCAGAAGUUCAUUCGUGGUUUCUGUCACCUGUGUGAUGGGCAGGAGGCCUGCUGCGUGGGGCUGGAGGCAGGGAUAAAUCCCACGGAUCAUGUCAUCACGUCCUACAGGGCUCAUGGCUUGUGCUACACUCGGGGCCUGUCGGUCAAAUCCAUUCUCGCAGAGCUGACUGGACGUAGAGGAGGCUGUGCUAAAGGCAAAGGAGGCUCCAUGCACAUGUACUGCAAGAGGUUCUACGGGGGCAAUGGCAUUGUUGGAGCACAGGUGCCCUUGGGAGCCGGUGUUGCUUUCGCCUGUAAAUACUUGGGAACUGGUGAGAUCUGCUUGGCCUUGUAUGGCGAUGGUGCAGCUAACCAGGGGCAGGUAGCCGAAGCUUACAAUAUAUCAGCCUUGUGGAAAUUACCGUGUGUUUUCAUCUGUGAGAAUAACCGCUAUGGAAUGGGGACAGCCACUGAGAGAGCAGCAGCCAGCACUGAUUACCACAAGAGAGGCAAUUUUAUCCCUGGACUGAGGGUGAAUGGAAUGGAUAUUCUCUGUGUCCGCGAGGCAACCAAGUUUGCAGCUGAUCACUGCAGAUCUGGAAAGGGGCCCAUUUUGAUGGAACUGCAGACCUACCGUUAUCAUGGACAUAGUAUGAGUGAUCCAGGGGUCAGUUACCGUUCACGAGAAGAAGUUCAAAGCAUGCGAAGUAAGAGUGAUCCUAUUAUGCUUCUCCGAGAGAGAAUGAUAAACAACAACCUCAGCAACAUUGAAGAAUUGAAGGAAAUCGAUGCAGAUGUGAAAAAAGAAGUCGAGGAAGCAGCCCAGUUUGCUACAACUGAUCCAGAACCAGCUUUGGAAGAAUUAGCCCAUCAUCUCUACUACCGAAAUCCACCAUUUGAAGUUCGUGGUACAAAUAAGUGGAUCAAGUAUAAGUCCAUCAGUUAGAGAUUACUUAUAGAUUUGUUACAAGUUCUUCAGUGGAAUAUUUAUGCUGAACUUUAGGAAACUUCUCAACUUUGUUAAGAAAGAAUAAAUAAAAUGUCAUUAAAGACAAAAGUCUUGUAAACCUUCAUAAAA